Messenger RNA from Enterobius vermicularis (human pinworm), 2337 nucleotides. Lineage: Eukaryota; Metazoa; Nematoda; Chromadorea; Rhabditida; Oxyuridae. The record is from the annotation of a GenBank genome assembly.
AUGCCUCCUAUUGUUGUCUCGAAUAGGGAAGAGGAUUCCAUGAACAAUGAAGCGUCGAUGAGUGGUAAACAGAUCAUCGGCAUAAUAUAUCCUCCUCCAGAUAUUCGAACAAUUGUUGAUAAAACAGCAGCGUUUGUCGCUAGAAAUGGAGUUGAUUUUGAGAAGAAAAUUAGAGAAAAAGAGGCAACAAAUCCCAGAUUUGAAUUUCUUAGUACAACAGACCCGUACAAUGCUUAUUACCAACAUAAGGUUUUGGAGUUCAAGGAAGGUAAACCAACAGAACCAUCUGUACAACGUCCACAAAUUCCGGAGGCUGUAAAAGAGCAUGUUAAACAAGCGGAGUUCAUUCCUCGGAACCCUCCUCCUGUUUUCGAAUUUGAUGCAGAGCCGGCAACCAUUAAUGCCUUUGACCUUGAUUUGAUCAAGCUAACCGCUCUUUUUGUUGCUCGAAAUGGUCGUCAGUUUUUAACUGCUCUUAUGAAUCGUGAGUCGAGGAAUUAUCAGUUUGAUUUCCUGAAACCACAACACUCUAACUUCACAUACUUCACGAAGCUUGUAGAACAGUAUACGAAGGUGAUUGUGCCGUCUAAAACCGUCGUAGAUGACUUAAAGGCUGAAGAGGACAACACGAAGAAAUUGCUGGAAAACGUUAAAUAUCGAGUUGGUUGGGAAAAGUAUCAGAGAACGCAGAAGGAAAAGGAAGAUGCAGAGCUUGAACGUGAACGCCUUGCUUACGCACAGAUUGACUGGCACGAUUUUGUUGUUGUACAAACAGUCGAUUUCCCAAUAAACGAUACUGCAAGUUUACCGCCGUUCUGUACGCCAAAGGAUGUUGGAGCUCGUAUUUUGAUGCAGCAACGUCAAGAAGCAGCAGCUAAAGCCGCUGCUGAGCAGGCAGUAGAGAUGGACGUUGAAUCUGAUUCUGAAGAAGAGCAGGAGGAAAUUCGAAAUGAAGUCAGUGAAUUGGCCGGUCCGACCCAGCCUGAAGAGCCCAAAAUGGCACCUUUUGAAAUCACUCAACCUGUUCCUGCCCCACCUUCUGAAGACAAUGUAAUUAUAAGAGAAUACGACCCUAAAAAAACACAGGCUCAUAAAAAAUUGGCAGAUAAGUGGAUUAUCUCACCUCUUACUGGUGAGCGUAUUCCCGCUGAUAAAUUGCAAGAACAUGUCCGUUACAACACCGUUGAUGCCCAGUACAAGGAGCAGAGGGAAAGGGAGCUGUCUGACCGUAAUGAGGAGGAGCCUGUUUACGCUCUAGGAGCUGACAUUAGCAAAAAUAUUGGUAAAUUUGCUGAAAGACGUACGGAUAUUUUUGGCCACGGAGCUGAGCAAACGAUUAUUGGGAAAAAGCUUGGCGAAGAAGAGGAAGCUCCGCGUGGUCCUGACCCUAAACUUAUUUGGGACGGUCAGCAAUCGACUAUAGACCAAACUACGAAGCUAGCUCAGCAAAGCAUUACUUUAGACCAACAAAUCAAUGAAAUUCAUAAACAGCACGGUUACGUGGCGGAUCCUAAUAAAGAGCGUAUUGGACCAGGUCCUGUUCCACCCCCACCUCCAACAAACUCUGUUCCAGCUCCAGCAUCACCUGUUGUACCUGUUGUACCUGCAGUACCAUCUGCUCCUGCUCAACCACGACCACCUUUGCCAGCACCACUUCCUGCGCAACGUCCGCCGGCUCCUCCAGCGACUGUUCCACAACCUCCACGUCCCCCUAUUGUGCCACCAGUUGCCGCACCUCGACCACCUUUACCUCCCGGAUUUCCCGCAGUUCCUUUUCCUCCUGCGCCAGCUACUGUUCCAGCAGUACCUGUACCACCUCUGCCGCGUCCUGUUGGCAUCCGACCAAUAAGACCACCUGUGUCAGUUCCAAUGAUUCCUGUUCCUGUGAUGCCUCAACCGACUGUAGGUUUGCGGCCUGUUGUUCCUGUUGCAAUCCCUACUCCUGCUAUACCCCCAACAGAUACAAGUGCUGUUGUGACUCCAACAGAAGGUCCACCAACAAAACGUGCUCGUACAGAAGACGAACUUGAAAGUGAGGCUGACUGGCUUACAAAGGUGUCUGGCUCGAUCACAGUUAGCGUGCAGCUACCAACUGGUGCACCAAAUCCAGAUUGGAAGCUGGAUGGUUCCCUUCUUGAAGUUUCUAUGGAUGUUGCUGCUCCGGUUUCUACUCUGAAGAGCGUCGUGCAAGAAAAAACUGGUCUUCCGACAUCGAAGCAAAAGUUGAUUUAUGAGGGUUUCUUCUUGAAAGAUGCGUCGUCCUUAGCCUUCUAUAAUAUGAACACUGGCAGUGUGGUGCAGCUACAGAUCAAAGAAAGAGGUGGAAAGAAGAAGUAA